GACUUAAAAAUGUCAACAAGGUUAUCAAAUAUGAAUUCAUUACCAUAAAUACCUAUUGCUGUCUCCUUCAAAACCACCCGUAAAACCCCAUCUUCUACACACCUCUCUCUGCAAACCACCACCAUAACCAUGGCGGCGGCCUACCUCUCCCCCUCCCCCACCUUCUUCCCCCCAACCACCACCCCUACCUCCACCUUCCGCACCCUCCUCCACUUCAAACCCACACUCUCCCCCAAACACUCUUUCAAAACCCUCUGCUCCCGCCGCCCCCAAUACAUCCCAAACCACAUCCCAAACCCUAACUACGUCCGCAUCUUCGACACCACUCUCCGCGACGGCGAACAGUCCCCGGGCGCCACCAUGACCACCAAGGAAAAACUCGACAUCGCUCGCCAGCUGGCCAAAUUAGGUGUUGAUAUUAUUGAAGCCGGGUUUCCGGCUUCUUCGGAAGCUGAUUUGGAGGCUGUGCGGUUAAUCGCACAGGAAGUUGGGAAUAAUGUUGUUGGGGAACAUGAACAUGGACAUGAUUAUGUGCCGGUGAUUUGUGGGCUUGCUAGGUGUAAUAAGAAUGAUAUUGAUAAGGCGUGGGAGGCGGUUAAGUAUGCGAGGUUUCCGAGGAUUCAUACGUUUAUUGCGACUAGUGAGAUUCAUAUGAAGUAUAAGUUGAAAAUGAGUAAGGAGGAAGUUGUUGACAAGGCCAGGAGUAUGGUGGCGUAUGCGCGGAGUUUGGGGUGUCAGGAUGUUGAGUUUAGUCCCGAAGAUGCUGGACGAUCAGAUAGGGAAUUUUUGUAUGUGAUAUUGGGUGAGGUUAUAAAAGCCGGCGCAACAACUCUCAACAUUCCUGAUACCGUUGGUUAUAACUGGCCUCGUGAAUUCGGCCAGCUCAUUGCCGACAUCAAAGCCAAUACACCAGGCAUUGACAACGUCAUCAUUUCUACCCAUUGUCAGAAUGAUCUAGGACUUUCUACUGCCAAUACUUUAGAGGGGGCUUAUAAUGGUGCAAGACAAUUAGAAGUAACAAUAAACGGUAUUGGAGAGAGAGCCGGUAAUGCUUCUUUGGAAGAGGUGGUAAUGACUUUGAAAUGCAAAGGAGAAUUAUUAGGCGGUCUUUACACCGGGAUCAAUACAAAACAUAUUGUCAUGGCUAGCAAGAUGGUGGAAGAAUACAGUGGUUUGCUGGUGCAGCCUCACAAGGCUAUCGUUGGUGCUAACGCUUUUGCUCAUGAAAGUGGAAUCCAUCAAGAUGGAAUGUUGAAGAACAAAAGUACGUAUGAAAUCAUGUCUCCUGAAGAUAUCGGACUUUUUAGGUCAAAUGAAGCUGGUCUUACACUUGGAAAACUUAGUGGACGCCAUGCUUUGAAAGCUAAACUUCUUGAGCUCGGUUACGACAUUGACGGGAGCGAACUUAAUGAUCUGUUUUGGCGUUUUAAAUCAGUUGCUGAAAUGAAAAAGGUUAUCACUGAUGAUGAUCUAAUAGCAUUGGUAUCAGACGAGGUUUUCCAGCCCAAAGUUAUUUGGAAAUUCGGAGAUGUACAGGUUACAUGUGGGACUUUAGGUCUUUCAACCGCAACAGUUAAGUUAAUAGAUGUUGACGGGGAAGAACACGUUUCUUGUUCUACUGGAACGGGACCCGUUGAUGCAGCUUAUAAGGCGGUUGAUCUUAUUGUGAAGGCUCCUGUAAAACUUCUUGAGUACUCGAUGUCUGCGGUUACAGGUGGCAUUGAUGCGAUAGCUAGCACACGUGUGGUGAUCGCUGCAGAAAACGACCACACAACAACUCAUGCUUCUGGAGAAAAGAUUACGCGAACGUAUAGUGGAACAGGGGCAUCUAUGGAUAUUGUGAUCUCGAGUGUGAGAGCUUAUGUUGGUGCCAUUAACAAGAUGUUAGGAUUGAAGAAGCAACAAGAUGAUGUUAGGGUUGAAGAAGCAGUAAAAGUGAACAAUUGAAGCAUAAGGCCUCUUUAUAAAUUGGUUUUCUUUCUUGUAGUAAUUAAUUAGGGCUUUUGGAUUGAAGGUUAUUGUUAACAACUGUGAAAUAAUUUUGAGAAACUUGAGUUUGUGCUAUUUAUUUUUUAUUUUUAUUUUUUUUUUGAUA
Molecule: messenger RNA, 2095 nt
Organism: Helianthus annuus (common sunflower)
Lineage: Eukaryota; Viridiplantae; Streptophyta; Magnoliopsida; Asterales; Asteraceae
Product: 2-isopropylmalate synthase A
Exons: 10
Coding region: 130-1947 (605 amino acids)
Biological process (GO): L-leucine biosynthetic process
Cellular component (GO): chloroplast
Molecular function (GO): 2-isopropylmalate synthase activity
Source: RefSeq, a predicted model, not a curated record